Molecule: messenger RNA, 1020 nt
Organism: Juglans microcarpa x Juglans regia
Lineage: Eukaryota; Viridiplantae; Streptophyta; Magnoliopsida; Fagales; Juglandaceae
Product: SWI/SNF complex subunit SWI3C-like
Exons: 4
Coding region: 1-897 (298 amino acids)
Source: RefSeq, a predicted model, not a curated record
AUGUCUGAGGGCAAUGGCUUGUCUCCUUCUGGAAGAAUUUUACAGGUAGAAGGACCUGGUCACAGUAAUGGGUUAGUGCCUUUCCUUCUGAUACUUUACAAGACAACAUUGCUUAUGCAUUCUACACACGGAAUAAAAAGUUUCUUUUACACCUAUGAAGGAGGAAUUCAGAAGGUAUACAUAGCAGAGAAGGUACUCGUCAUGGAGAAAUUGCAAAUUCAUUCCAACAGAAAGACUUCAGAAGAGAACUCAGGAGUAAAUGGUUCAUGGAAUCAUAAUGGGGGACAGGUUCCAUUUUCUACAGAGAAAGUUAAAGCUGCUGCUAAAGCUGGCCUUGCUGCUGCAGCAACAAAAGCGAAACUGUUUGCAGAUCUUGAAGAAAGGGAAAUUCAGAGGCUAUCUGCAAAUAUUAUAAACCAUCAGGUAUACAUAUUGUUGAAAAGAUUAGAGCUGAAGCUGAAGCAGUUUGCUGAAGUGGAAACGUUUUUGGUGAAAGAAUGUGAACAAGUGGAGAGGACAAGGCAGAGAUUUGCUACUGAGAGGGUCCGUGUGUUAUCAACCCGAUUUGGACCUGCUGGUUUUACUUCAUCCAUGAGUUUACCAGAUGUUAGUCCUAUCGGUAAGAAUAACACUAGUAAUAAUAAGCAACAGAUUUUGUCAGCUUCACCUUCACAGCCUAGCAUUCCAGGAUUUGGUAACAACCAACCAGUUCAUCCCCACAUGCCGUUUAUACCAUGCCAGCAAAUGUUUGGGUUGGGGCCAAGGCUGCCUGUAGAAGGGAUGAAGCAAUACUCAUCUACUUCGAAUGCCAUGUUCAAUACUCCAGGUAAUGCACAGCCUACUCUCAAUCAUCUAAUGCUUCGGCCUGUAUCUGGUACUACCUCUGGUUUAGGUUGAAAAAGAGAACUUAAUAUGAGUUGUGAAUUUUAUGAUUCAAUUACUUCUAUAGAUUACUUUCUGCAUUGAAAAUGAAAAGGAAGGAAAUUAUUUAAAUCUGCAAUGAAAUAUAUCUGGCUCGCA